Dermacentor silvarum is the source of this 1968-nucleotide messenger RNA. RefSeq lists its product as uncharacterized. The record is from RefSeq and is a predicted model, not a curated record. Lineage: Eukaryota; Metazoa; Arthropoda; Arachnida; Ixodida; Ixodidae. Bases 36 to 1592 code for a protein of 518 amino acids. The transcript is spliced from 2 exons. Gene Ontology annotation, molecular function: ubiquitin protein ligase binding; tumor necrosis factor receptor binding. Gene Ontology annotation, biological process: tumor necrosis factor-mediated signaling pathway; positive regulation of JNK cascade; protein K63-linked ubiquitination. Gene Ontology annotation, cellular component: cytoplasmic side of plasma membrane; plasma membrane signaling receptor complex.
UCCGUCAGUGCAGCGAUUGUGGCCAGAACGUAGUAAUGGCAGAACAGGGAAGGCACGCAAAUCUGCUCAGAAUCGUCGGCCACGACGUCGUCGGCGUCAACUGGAGACCGACGCGGCUCGCCGAGGACGUGCCGCAAUCUCGUAUUUGCGGCCUGUGCGGCGUCCUUCCAAAGAGCACGGUCGUGCUUCCGUGUUCGCACUUUCUGUGUGAGCUGUGCCUCAGAGCCAGCGUCCAAGAUGGCGGCUGCCUGUGCCCUUUGGAUCGUGAGCCCUUCGACGAAGAAGAAUGCGAGAGGAUCCGCUUGCCAGCGAGGAAGGCGAACAGCUUGAAGGCUCACUGCUGGAACGAAGCGCAAGGUUGCGAGUUCACAGACACCAUGGAAUCUUUGCUGCAUCACUACGAGAAAGACUGCAUAUUCCACGCGGUAGAAUGUCAGCGCUGCGAAGAAAAAAUCCUACAGCAAAACCUGCCGGCACAUUACCUCGCCGGUUGCGCCGUCCCCGCUGGCACACAACAGCCGACAUCGCACGGCGGUCAUUUGACAGUUGACGAGCUGAAUGCAGCACUAGCCGAGUUGAAAGUACAUAUCAGUGAAUCGUGGGCCGAGCUACAAUAUCGGAGUCGAGUAAACGAACUGUUCCAACAGUCCAGAAGCCAAGGCCUGCAGUUGGUUGAAAUGACCCGGACGCUCGAAGUCUGCGAGCGUGAUUUAAAAAGCGUGAUGCAGCAAGUGUCGGAGAGCCUAACUUCGGUGGUUAGUCGAGACCACAACGAGCUCGCGGAAAAACUCGAGAGUCACACCGAGCAGUUGCUCCGGAAGGUUAAAGACUGCGAGGACGGCUUGAAAGGCGAGAUGGAAAGAAUUGCGAACAGUGUCGCUGAGAAGGUUCACAGAGAGUUCGAAUCUCGGCAGCACCCAAUAGCUCAUCGUUCAAGGCGAGAUUCGGCGCCGGAAGUUCGUCGAGGAGGCGCAUUUCAAGGCGCAAGUGGAUCAGGAACUUCGUUGCCGUCGUGUAAGGAACAAGCUAUAAUCCUUCGAAAGUUGGAGGUUUUCGCGAGCGUUUCGCUGACUGCCCUAGAACACUUGCGCCAAUGCGCUCCGUCCUACGCGCGGCGCCCGGCAGCUUACUGCGAGCGACUUCCAAACUUCUUGCACUUUUUCCCGGACGAAACUCUGGCGACGUCACGAAGAGACGGCAUCGAAGAGAACAGGUUUGUGACGUAUCGCUUGACCAUCAAGAACGCCGACCAGCUGUUCACCUACCGGGACCGACCGUCGGCUCAAGUGUUACGCUGGCACCGGACCGACGCGUGCUUGUCAUUCGCGGUCCGUGCGAUGUCCACCUCCGACGCUCUGCUUGUGGCGGUGUCUUGCACUGGCUUUCUGCGUGCGUCACGCUUGCUAUCACCUGUCACGAGUGUGACAAUGCUGCACGAAGACCCCGAGAAAAACUGCGUGCUGGAAAAAUACUUCGCCGAACAGAACAGCAACUCAGAUCGCUUGUUCAAAACUGGAGUCACGCAAACCCGGGACACUGGCUUCAUUCGCGACGGUGAACUGAAGUUUGACGUAGUCGUCGUCGACGAAUAGGUUGCGCGUUUUACUGGAGCUUUAAGUGUUUUUUGGUAUAAGUUCGACUACCGUGGCGCCAGGUGCGCUUUGCUAUUUACUCGCACAAUAUAUACAUGGGCGCACGCGCGCGAUGCCACUGCCCAGCUGCGUUGCUACGAGUGCGCGCCAUAGCUACAUUCACGGUGAAGGCUUCCUCAGCCUGGUGCAUGUCUUUUCAAGUGAAAUCUACCGAUGGCUCAAGGAGUGGUCACGAGACGUGCCAAUGCUGUCUAGAACGCUUUUAAAAAUAUUCUUUUGCGUGCACGCUUUAUAUUGCAGUUGCAUCUUUUAAUACACCAGGUGACAUGCCAUGUAGCAGUUGCAUAUGUAGUUGUACAUAGAUAGACAAGGUUUG